GAGAGAGACAGAGACAGAGGGAGAGAGACAGAGGAAGAAAGACAGAGGGCGAGGGAGAGAGGCAGAGGGAGAGCAGAGUUAUGGCAGACACAGAACUCAAACCAGAGUCAAAACCAGCCCACAAACUCUUCUGUCCUGUUUGUCUGGGUGUUCUGAAGGGGGACCAGGAUGCCACCUGUGGCCACCAUGUCUGUGGUUCUUGCCAGGAGAGUAAAGGUCAGGGCUGCCCCCAGGCUCUACAGACCUCUUCCAUACCUGAGCCUGAAACUGCCGCUGUGAAACAUGAAAUGACCAAUGGAACAGCGACUGAGUCUUCACUGCUGGUCAGGACCAAAGAGGAGGAGAUCCAAGCGCAGUAUUCAAUGACAGCAGAGACAACCAAAGUACAGGAGCAUGUGCUUGAAUCCCAGGACUCUGAGAAUCCAGAGGAAGCCAAAAGGAAAGAUGAAGGAAGCGACCCGCCACAACCUGCAGAGAAAGGGAAAGAGGACACGGAGGCUGAUGUGAAAGAAAAACUGACGGAAGGGAAGGCAGAGGUUAAAGGCCAGGUGACCGUGGAGCCGUUGGGACCCGACGAUGUGGUGUGCGACUCGUGUAUCGAGACGAGCCCCUGCAGGGCCCUAAAGUCCUGCCUCACCUGCCUGGUGUCUUACUGCGGAACCCACCUGCGGCCCCACCUGGAGAACCCCAAGUUCCAGAACCACCGCCUGGUGGAGCCUCUAAGGGACAUUGAGAGACGGACCUGCGAGAGCCACAAGUGGCCCCUGGAUCUGUUCUGCUCUGCCGACAGUGUGUGUGUCUGCCGUGACUGUGUGUCUGAGGACCACCGUGGACACGGCACCAUGCCGGUGGUGGAGGCCCGCAGGCUGAUAGAGAGGGAACUGAGAGACAAACAAACAGAAAUGGCUAAGACAGUGACAGCAGCUGAGAAUGCCAUCACCAAACUUCAACUCAACACCGUCUCCAUUGGGAAUUCAGUGAAGGAGGUGCGUGAGGUGAUCGAAAGCCAGUUUACAGAGUUACUGACUGCAGUGGAACGGGCCAAGAAAGAGGUGACGGAGGUCCUGGAGGGAGAGGAGAAGCAGGCUGUGCAACAGGCCCACGGCAUCAAAGUUCACCUGGAGCAGAGGUGCUCUGAUCUGAAGAAGAAACAGACGCAGGUGGAAAAGCUUUACAAGAACAAGAACGAUGUGGACUUCUUACAGGAGUACUCGGAGUGGAAAAAGGAAAGCCCUGACAUCACCCUACCUGGGGUCUACAUCGGCCUCAUGGAUCGCCUCAACUCCUUCAGCAAAGUGAUUGUUACCUCCACACAGGAGCUGUGUGAAAAGCUGCUCUCCAACUACGUAGAGACGCUCAAAGGGACCUGUAAAAAUGACAAGAUGGGGAUAAAAACCACAGUCCAUGCAAUAAUUGCAACCAAACAAAAAAAGACUUUGCCAGAACCGAAAACGCGUGAUGAAUUCCUCAAGUAUGCCGCUCCUGUAAAUUUUGACGCAAACACCACCCAUAGGUUUCUCCGCCUUACUGAGGAAAACAAGAAGGUAACCAACACCUCGCCUUGGCAACACCCGUAUCCCGACAUCCCCGAGCGCUUUGACCACUGGCGCCAGGUACUAGCCACGGACAGCUUCUACCUGGGCCGGCAUUACUUCGAGGUGGACGUGAGCGGCGAGGGCACGCACAUUGGCCUGACCUACAAGAGCAUCGACCGCAAGGGCACCGAAAGCAACAGCUGCAUCACGGGGAACGACUUCUCCUGGUGCCUGGAGUGGAACGGCCGCGGCUUCUCGGCCUGGCACAGUGACGUGGAAACACCCCUGAAGGUGGAGAGGUUCACCCGCCUCGGGAUCUACCUGGACUACAACCUCGGCCUGUUGGCCUUCUAUGGAGUGGACGAUGCUGCUAACAUGACCCUCAUACACCAAUACAAGGCAGAGUUUCGGGAGCCCCUCUACCCAGCCUUCUGGUUGUCCAAGAAGGAGAAUAUGGUGGUGCUGGUUGGGCCUGGAGCACCACUGCCCCUGAAAAGGCCCACGCCCCCCAGCUCACCCCAAAACACUCAGGCGGCACGCCAAAGCCGCUUCACAGUCAUUCCUGUCGUUGAACUAUGAUGACCAACGUGUCGCAGGGGAAUUAGCCGAGUUUGGAUUCAGAAUGGAAGAAGCAUUCUUGUUUUGAAAGGUGUUUUUUGUUGUUGUUGCCACUCAGUGCUUUAUUAUAGAGAACGCGGUGAAAGACAGAGAGGAUUUUUUCUGAAAGGGUCAUAGGUCAGAUUUGAAUCCAUGCUGCAGCAGCACAUACGCGCCGGGGGAUAGGGUCGUGACUUUCGAAUUUUCCCAGACAGAUUUCUAUGAAAUAUGAACUAUCAUUACCUACAAUAUGAAUUAAACAUAUAUUUUUUUAAUGAAAGUAAGUACGUUGCUUUUUAUGCACCCUUGGUGAGGGCAUACCACGACCAGAAAUUGGUGAUACAUGGAAAGGAAACAAAUGUUCCCCAUAAAUAUUUCAAGAACAUUGCUUCUCAUCAUACUUCCAAAUGUUGAAUAUAUAUAUAUAUAACAAAUCACAGCCGUAACCCAAAAAUAGCACAAAUGAAUGAAUAGAAAAAACUAUAUAUAAAAGAAAAAAAUGAUUGCUGAUCUUUUGAAUUGAUUAUUCUUGUUGAAAGUAGCUUGGGGAAAUAAAUUGCCAUUGUGCUUUACAUUUAUAAUAGUCUACUUGGAGUAAGAACAGUACAAGUGUUUGGUACUAUGUAUGUAUUGUUUAAAUGGUUGUCAGUCAUCAUUAAACCCACUGGGUUAUUGAAUGCCCAGAUUUAUACAAUGCCCAACAAGCAGUCGAGUCCCCAUUUCAACUUAUGAGCCACGUUGGUGAGGUUUUUAUUUAUUGGUGUUACAGAGCUAUAUUCAUCUUGACAAUGGAUAGGUUUCUUCCAAUGCAUUGGGUCAAAUUUUAUUUAUAUAUUACUUUAAAUUUGAUGCAAAAGAGUUUAGACAAUGUGACUAUGUUUGAAUUGUACUAUUUGGUGAACUUCUGCACUGCUGUUACUGUUCAUGAAUGUACUCUAGGACAGUUAUGUCUUUACAUUAAUAAAAGAUGUAUUAAUUUGCA
Messenger RNA from Esox lucius (northern pike), 3114 nucleotides. It is a transcript of the gene trim16, whose product is annotated as tripartite motif containing 16. Gene Ontology annotation, molecular function: protein binding; zinc ion binding. Bases 81 to 2114 code for a protein of 677 amino acids. The transcript is spliced from 7 exons. Lineage: Eukaryota; Metazoa; Chordata; Actinopteri; Esociformes; Esocidae. The record is from RefSeq and is a predicted model, not a curated record.